This is a messenger RNA of Bacillus rossius redtenbacheri, 1356 nucleotides long. It is a transcript of the gene EloC, whose product is annotated as elongin-C. Gene Ontology annotation, cellular component: elongin complex. Gene Ontology annotation, biological process: ubiquitin-dependent protein catabolic process. Gene Ontology annotation, molecular function: protein-macromolecule adaptor activity. Bases 157 to 516 code for a protein of 119 amino acids. The transcript is spliced from 4 exons. The record is from RefSeq and is a predicted model, not a curated record. NCBI's taxonomy places the organism in Eukaryota, Metazoa, Arthropoda, Insecta, Phasmatodea, Bacillidae.
UUUGCUUCUUUGAACGAUUACAGUCGACCUAAAAACCUUGAAAACAAAUAUUUUUUUGUAAGUAAAGAAAAUAACCUUAAUUUGUAACAUGAACUGUGAUUUGUAUUAGACUAUUAGAUUAAACUUAAAGUUUGCUAAACGCGAUUGGAGGAGAAAAUGUCUGAUAUGGCAGAUGAUAAAAAGGAUGAGGAGAAGGUGUACGGGGGCUGCGAAGGCCCGGACGCCAUGUACGUGAAGCUAAUCUCGUCAGACGGCCACGAGUUCAUCGUGAAGCGGGAGCACGCACUCACGUCCGGCACCAUCAAGGCGAUGCUGAGCGGCCCGGGCCAGUUCGCGGAGAACGAGACCAACGAAGUGAACUUCAGGGAGAUCCCGUCUCAUGUGCUGCAGAAAGUAUGCAUGUACUUCACCUACAAAGUGCGUUACACCAACAGUUCGACAGAGAUCCCAGACUUCCCGAUCGCUCCAGAGAUUGCCUUGGAACUGCUCAUGGCGGCCAACUUCCUGGAUUGUUAAUAUCUUCUGGGCGAAGAUGGGUAUUCCUCUUUCCUCUUCAAUAUUCUUUGCACUGAGUACCAGUAACUUAUAACUGUAUUGUUAAAGUAAUCAAUGCUGAUCAGUGCAAUCAUUAAGUUGAGGAAUUGAUGAGAUUGAUUUUAACAGCAGGCACGUAUAACUGAUUGGUGAUAAGAACCUGUUGCUUUAUUACUAGCAAAGAGGAUUUGAGGUUGACUAUCAUAUAAUAUUUUUUUGAUCUGUUUGACUUUUAAUUGUUUUAUGUUACUAAGUUCCUUUUGCAGUUGUAUAAUAAAGAGAGGAAAUUUUGUUUUAUUGAAAUUUGAAUGUGCUAAGUAUGCAUUGUAUUCAGCUAGGAAAAUUUUAAUCCUACAAUGAAUAAAGGUACUCUGGAUUAACAGUGUGUAUGUUAUAAACAUUGAAUUGCAAAGUUUUUUUUAAACAUAAUAUGAAUUUAUCUGUCUAGCAUCAUAAACUGUAGAUCCACAUUAAAAUGUUUUGUGGGAUUGCAAGGCAGGAAGUGUGUAGAAUACAUAAGUUGUUGUGAUGUAGUAGCACUGCAGUCAGUUUUUUGGUUGAAACAUUGUCCUUAACAUUUUUGUGGCUCCAACGGCAUGCAUUCAUGGAAAAUAAAAAAUAAGAAAAUAAAAACAUUAGUCUGUUUUCUAUUACAUUUCGAUUUUGGUAGCUUAGUCUUAUGCUUAAAUUUAUGUUAAUUGAAUUUAUGUGCUACCACAAUUUUUGUAUUUUAAUGAAAGAAAUGUGCAGCUGUGUUCUCACAUUUAGAAUGGUUAUUAAUUCACUAUUGUGUAAAGGAAAAUAAAAAUCUAAGCAAAGAGA